Messenger RNA from Durusdinium trenchii, 2034 nucleotides. Lineage: Eukaryota; Dinophyceae; Suessiales; Symbiodiniaceae. The record is from the annotation of a GenBank genome assembly.
AGAACUCAGCUGGCUCAAUUGGUCGCCCCGUCUGUGGCCAUGGCGUUUCCCUAGUGACGAAUCAUGCCGAAGCAGCCGAAUCUAUGUGACCUGAGUGGCUCGGGGAAGCUCUUGGAGCUGGGCAUGGACCCCUUGGUUUCCUGCGCCGGUGGCACGACCGUGGUGAAAUCCAUCGGGCUACAGACCGAGAUGCUGGGAGACGAGCUCCUUUCAGAGGACAUGGACUCCCAGGUGGUCUCCAAACCCGCAGCUGCCUCGCAGAUCAUGAAGGUGGCAAUAGGUCUCUUGGGCUUGGACCUCCAUGAGAAGCCCAGCUCAUGGGCUCAGACCUGGUUGGAGGCGUGUAGCGUGGGUGAGGUGUCCUUCAGCAUGGAGCCCAAACUGGCCAAGGAGGUGGAUGAAGGAUUCUGGUCAGAUCGAGACUUCAAGAAAGGUCAAGCAGAUUGGCAGCGGAAAGUCCUAUCUCACUUGCGGCAGCUUUAUCCUAAAGAGCACCGUGGGCGUUCCAAGGAAAAAGUUGAAAGACGAGGUCCUCAUGCUGAGCAGCUGGAGACAGUAGACUUCAUCCUGCAGCGAAUCACCUCUACAGUGAAUCUUCUUCAACGGCCCGAGCGGCACGCUGAGCCGCCCUUGAUCUUGCACCAGUAUACAGAUGGCAUGGUCCGAGAUGUUUGCGCUGACUUGAAGCAAUGGCUGGAGCAACUGGCUAACAUUUUGUCGGUGUAUCACGUUCAUAUCUUGGACCUCGAGGGCGACAAGCGACAAUUGACCAGCAAAGUAGGAGGAUUGGAGGAGAAGUUGAAGGAGUCUGAGGUGGAGAAAGAGGAUGCCGUAAGGCGUUUUCAGGAUAUGGACGCCCGGUGGAAUGAAGAGAAGAUGAAGAAACGUGCGGCCGCCUUGUUCGGGGUGAAGAGCAGCGAGGAGGAUCCCAAGAUCUACAGCCAGCUAGAGGUGGAUGAGAUGUACGAGCAGUGGAAGAAGGAGCAAGUCGAUCCCCUUUUGGAGGAGAUUCAAUCGUUGAAGAAGGCACAAAGAGAUUUGCUGGCGAAGAUGCAGUCGAUGAAGCACGAUCGAUCUGCACCAGUCGCAGCGAUACAAGAAGAAAUCACGCCUUCGCUGGGCUCCCGAGAAAUCGCUUUGUUGAACGCCUGCCUCACCAGUGCUUCGGAACGCUCUUUGGGUGAGCUCAAGGCUUUGCUCCUGCGCCUGGGCCACGCGCUCAGCGAACAGCGCGGAAGUGCCGAGUUUCAGGAGAUCCUUCGGCUGAUCCAGGCGAUCCCUAUCCUGGACAUUCCCGAGUCCAUGGAGACGGGCUCCCAAGCCGAUGCCGACCACCCGGCGAUCGGCCAGGAAGAGUUGGAGCUGCUCCAUGUGGGUCUGAAGGCUGCUGGGAAGCACGUGUCCCCUGACCUGGCUAGCCUUCUAUCGCAGCUGGGUCAAGGUGUUGCCGAGGGCAGUGACCUGAAGCGUGUGGUGCAGCUCAUCCAAAAAGUCGCCGAGAAGGAGCUCUCCGUGCCAUUGGCGGUGACAGGUAGAGAUGCAACCAGUUGUCCAUUCUUGCGGAUCUCCCAUUGUUCGACGAAGCGGUUCCAGCUCAAGGCCCCAUCCCUGACUUACUGCGCGUAUCUUGGCCUCCUUCCCCCGACUGCCGCCUCUCUCCGGCUCGGGCUUUCGGGGAGCCCAGGCUGGGGAUGAAGGUCUCUUGGUAGGUGGCAGCACCAGUGACGUCAACGCCAGUGGGGCAGUAGUAGCCUGAGAAGUCCUUCCCAAGAGCCAAAUGUCAAUGCCAACCUGUCUGGUUCCGUUCUCCUCUCUAUUGGCAAACGAAUAAACAAACAGGAAGUCAAAGCCUGAAGGAGACCGUCGCAUUCUUGAAACACGUACUGCUUUCAGUCAUGGGGAGGGGCCUUGAGGUUACCAGUUUGCAUCCUUUCACUUACCAUGGCACAUGAGUUUUGAUGAGCACUAGACUAGGAUACAGUCUAGCAGACGAUGCAAUGGAACUCUGUGGGCAUGUUUGGUUUGGGUUUAGGC